Gryllus bimaculatus (two-spotted cricket) is the source of this 1252-nucleotide messenger RNA. The record is from the annotation of a GenBank genome assembly. Lineage: Eukaryota; Metazoa; Arthropoda; Insecta; Orthoptera; Gryllidae.
UAAUUAUGCCAAUACAGUGUCAAAUGCAGUCACUAUUUCCCGAUGAAGAAAAUGAAAUGAAUAGGUAUAUGGAAACAGCUCAAAAAUUGAAAGAAAGAUUGCGUAAAUUGAAGGAAGAUUUGGAUUCCUACAAAAUGGUAAUCGACGAGGUUAUUACACCAAUGUAUGAAACAAAGAUACUUCAAAACCAGACAUCCGAGCUCACCCAAAAAGUAAACGCACAAAUGACAACUUUUUCUGAUCUGAAGGAAAAAUUAGCUAUCCACGAAACAUUCAUAAACGCAAGCUUAUAUCGUCAAGAAGAUCAACUGUCCAAACUCGAACCUCAACUCGUUCAUUUGGAAAAUCAAUGGCGCAACCAAUCGUCGGAACUGGAGCAAGUGAAGCAGUUGUGGAACGACCUGGGCAACAAAUCGGUGGCCCGCGCCGCCGAUGUGACGUCCCUGGACCACUCCAUCAAGGGGCUGGAGGAGCGUCUGACGCAGCAGGAGGAGAAGGUGAAGGCCCAGGAGCUGGAGACGACCACUCUGGACAACACCUUGCGAGAGGCGGAGGAGGCGCUGGUGAGCCUGCAGGACGACUUGCAGGAGUCGCUGAACCUGCAGGGCCGGCUGGACGGCGUGCUGCUCACCCUGCAGAAGGAGAUAGCCGAGGUGCGCGCCAGCGUGGGCAGCCGCGGCGGAGGGGGCGGCGGCGGCGCGCCCGCCAUCGCAGCCUCGGAGGCCGACGCGCUCUGCAAAAAAUUACCUGUGUGAAGAAUCGAGUUUAAUCUUUUAAUUGAGAUUUCAACAAAACACGAAAUAGGAUAUUAAUUUCAAUUUAUAUUACAGCCAAAUAAACAUUUUAAACAUGUUUUGUCGGCACUAAGAGCAGCAAUUAAUCUUGCCAUCGUUAUUAGCAUUCGUCUUUGGAGUAAACAGAUUCAUGAAUGUAAAUGUAGCACCCAAGGAUUAUUCAUUGUAAACAUAAACAAGAAUAUAAAGAGUUUUUUUUAUAUUUGUAAUAUUCCUUCACCCUUUUAUCUGGGAUACAUAUCAUUAUAUCAUCCUAUUUCACAUGUUCAUAUAUCUCAACUCAAAAAUAGAAAUGAUAAUGAACUUAAAGUAAUAAAAAAUAGUACUGACAUGAAACGAAUGUAUGAGCAAAUUAAGCAAUAAAAUAAAAAGAAACUAAAGAAAAAUAAGUUGUAAACUCUAAAAGAAAAAUAAACAGUAAUAACUCUAAAACUUAGAAACACAGCAACAUUUUUUUU